AAAUAAAAGCUGCAUUCUGCAAUCAGCUGAACAAUGCAUUUUAUUUAUUUAUUUCCUAUUAAAAUUGCUAAUUUUCUUUAAAAAAAUAUUUUACGCUCCUAAACACUAUGCAUCGUGCUAAUGCCGUGAAAUUCGUUUAGUGGGUACUAUCAUUUUCGACCAAAUUUUUUUGCGAAAAUAAUGUUUGGAAGACCAAGAUGCAGGGAAUGGACUCCCUUGACCACCCAACAGUUACGCCUACGAAGUUUAAUACAGAUAGUUGGCUACAACAUACGUCCGCCGGAGUGCGAACAUCCGUGCAGCUACUACAUCACCCUGCAUCACACCACGAUGUCGGCACCGUUUUACACCAGCGAGAGGAUACUGUCUCCGCAUCCAAAGUGGAAGGAGAUUGAUCCAGAAAUCACACAACGCAUGUCCUCCACAAAUGUAGUCAUAAGGAUAUGGUGUCACAUCCAUCUGCCACAUGAAGAGGAGAAUCCUACACAAGACACCAUCAUACAAACUUGGGGUGUUUAUUUCAGUGGUCUAAGAUAUUUGGGAGCAAACCUAGCUCUGAAUUUCAACUCUGACUGCUUCAAAAGUAAUACCCUGGUCUUCCAAAUGCACGGUGGGUAUUUCUGCUCCUACAGUAGCUUGAAACUCGAUAUAAUGCCACCAGAAAAUGAGGAAUCGGUAUCUUCAGGGUCUUCGGGUAAGAAUAUCAAUUGUUUCACAUUUAGUGUCGACAAAAAGAUGCCCUCAUCACCAGCUUAUUACAAAAGAGAAUAUUCUAAGAGUCAGAGUCCGAUAGAAAGAGGUUUCAAGCAGAAUUUCCCAACUAUGAAGUCACAUUCUACGUUAAAUCUGAAUAGAAAAGAAGAUAUAGACCCGAGUCACAUAUUCGAGCAUUCACCGACUAAUCUAGAAGUAAAAGAGAGUGAAAAAGAGGAAGAGAAAGUGGACUUGAGCGAAACGGCAGAGAGUUAUGAUCUGAGGAGUGAAACUGAUGCGCCGAGAUACCGAUAUAUAGCUUUGAACUUCCUCAAAUCUGAAAUCAGACAUAGUUACAACGCUAACAAGCUGAGAAAUCUACAUCUUCUGCAAUACGCCAUAAAGAAGAAACAGGAGGCAGUCCAAGAAGUUAAAGAGAAGAUUUACAAGAAGUCAGCGAUAACGGAAACAGAUUUGAAUAUAAAACAGAAGAGUAGAGUGCAGAAGAAUAUAUUCUGUGAAGAAGAGAGCGCUCCUAUAAGGGAGAGUGCCAAAAAUGGCAUGAAAGAAGAAAAACCUUCUGGACCAAGACUGACGUUGAAAUUAAAUGAUCUUCUAUCUUAUAAGUCAAAACCAUCUCCUUUCCAAAGAGCGGAGCAUAUCAGGCUAACGAGACAACUAGAAAUAUUGCACUUCAAGAGGUUGAUUCUGUCUGAAGAGAGAGACGCAAAAUUAGCGAACAUAAGAAGACUGAAAGAGAGGCAUGCUAAGUUGUUUGAGGAGAAUCAAGAUGUUGGAUCAGAACUAAUGGAGAACUAUCACGCCCUAUCCCGUUGCUCCGAGGGCUACAAGGACAUUAAGGCGUCAUGCAUGUCAAUGCGCGAACUGGCCCGGGCGAGCCAUGCGGCGUUAUCCGCAAGACGAGCGAGUCUACUGCAUCAGUUGCACCAGAUAUUCACCAUAGCGCAGAAAGACACAUCGACUUGGACGAUAUGCGAUGUACCACUACCGGUGUGUGGUGACGAGAACCCAACAUCGAACCCGCUACCAGACGCUGUGGCUACCGGCUACGUCGCUCAAGCCGCCUGUCUAGCUGCUAUCAUACUGAACCAGCCGCUUAGAUACAAGAUCACAUUGUUGGGGUCCGCUAGCAAGAUAUUGGAUGUCACUGAUCUGCCAGAUCCUAACAUACCGCUCUUCGCUCGAGGCGGUGACAUCACCCUGUUCCGUUACGGCAUAUUCUUACUGAACAAGUGCGUGGCGCAAUUGCUAUGGGGCCGCGGUCUGUCGGUGUACGACAUGAGACCGACCCUGUCGAACCUGCAGCGGCUGAUGACGACGCCGAGCGACCUGUCGGACACCUCUCGACUCUUCAGCACAUACCGAUGGCUGGCUGAUCAUCAUUGUCCCAAGACUCAAUCUUUACGCAGCGUCGCCACAGAGAGAGGCAGAUAUAGACAGUUUAAUAGGUUUAAGGAUUCUGUCGACGGUCAGUCUCCUCAGAGAGCCCUAAGUAGUCGACGACACAAGCACUCGCGCAGUGUGGGGAGCUACCAUGAUGACCAGGAACUUGGAGACAUGAAUGUAUCAACCACUUCUAUGAUAGGAAGUGAUUCGAAUAUCUACAACAUGAAACACUCAGAAACAAAACCGGAGUAUCAGAAAACUCUCUCAGAUUCAGAAAUAGCAAACCAAACGGACAGAGGCGAAGAAAAAGUGAUAUUCACUCUCGGAGAUGACAUGGACGCAGAAUCAUCACAUCUUGUUAGGAUAUCAACGAACAACGAUGAUAAAACUAAAGAUAAUGUUAAACGAAUAUGCUCAGAAAUAACUACUUACUGUACAGAACAUGUUAUAGAAGAUAUGAAGGAGAUAAACGAAUUCAUGACCAACUUUGACAAAUGUAAAGAGAUCUGUGCGGAUUUCAACGCUUUCUUCGAGGCCUCCACAAGUCAAGGGGACAUUGAUAUAGCUAAAUACAUGGAGAAGAAAGCCAGUGUGGAUAUAGAAGAUGUGUCUUGUGAUGACUGUGAAAGAAAUGUGGACGGUGUAUGUGAUUUGGCUUGUGCGAAUACGGUGAAAGACGUUAUAGUGAUACAGAGUGCAGAGGCCAAGUUGGACACCGGACAAGAUAUGGAGUAGAAAUCCAACUGGGACAGACUAUGCUGCACGUUAGUGUCUUUUUUUUCAUUUUGUUUUGUAGUUUAUUUUGUAGAGUAGUUUUAAUAUUUUGAGUAGUUUUAUUUGAUCUCAUAGAAGACGGGAGAAAUUUUAUUUUGUUUUUAUCUACGAAUAAUAAAAACUAAGGAAUCG
This is a messenger RNA of Aricia agestis (brown argus), 3006 nucleotides long. RefSeq names its product UV radiation resistance-associated gene protein (gene Uvrag). The transcript is spliced from 11 exons. Gene Ontology annotation, molecular function: SNARE binding. Gene Ontology annotation, biological process: SNARE complex assembly. The record is from RefSeq and is a predicted model, not a curated record. Bases 181 to 2835 code for a protein of 884 amino acids. Lineage: Eukaryota; Metazoa; Arthropoda; Insecta; Lepidoptera; Lycaenidae. Gene Ontology annotation, cellular component: lytic vacuole; endosome.